AGCAGGACGUUUGCGCGGAUACCUCAGCGGGAGUUCCCGAAGAAUCGAGAGCAUAGCCGAAGGAGCUGGUUUUGCUUGUGACGUCCCCCUGGACAAGCAUUUGACUUUCGGACAACUCGAGUGUGAAAUCUGAGAAAAUGACCGUUCUGUAUCACACUGAUGGAAGCGCUCCCUGUCGAGCGGUGAGGAUGCUCGCGAAAGAGAUCGGUGUCGAGCUGGAACUCAGGAGCUUGGAUCUCUUCGCCGGCGACAACAUGAAACCCGAAUUUCUCGAGAUAAACCCACAGCAUACCGUGCCCACGAUUGUGGAAGACGACUUCGUCCUGACAGAGAGUCGAGCUAUCAUGACGUAUCUGAUGAACAAGCACGCACCCGAGAGUUCUCUCUACCCUCAGGAACCGAGAGACCGCGCACAAGUUGAGAAAUACCUCUAUUACGAUAUGGGAGUAUUGUACAAAUCAGUCCUUGACCUUUUCCUCGCUCCGCUCUUCGGACGGCCCUGCCCCGAGGAUGCCGAGGAACGGCUCAAGAGCGUGCUCGUAUUCCUGGAGGAACAUGUGCUCGGUGAUAAGGAAUACAUCACAGGGGAAAACUUCACCAUCGCGGACAUCUGCAUAGGUGCAACCCUAACCUGUCUCGAAGCUUUCGAAUUCGGAUUUCCCGAUGCUCCCCGUUUAGAGAAGUACUACACGGAGAAGAUCAAAGCGCUCCCCUAUUUCGAUGAGAUCAAUGGGCCCGGUAUCGAACUACUGAAAAGCAUCAAAUCGACUGAGGAAGCGACCCCCGAAGAGGAGCAAGAAGGAGGGGCGGCUGACGAAGAGGCGGGUGAAAAUACUGCAGAAGCGGAUGCGAAUGAGUAACACGUCGAGGCAUUCCCUAGAACUUCCUGAGGAUGGCAGAACCCCUGGCAAGCAUUUAGAUUCGCUUCGAUAUCAAUAUGGCUGAACGUUCUUCGUUUCGGCAGAGAAUGUGGGGAGUAUCUUUUUGAUAUGCCGCAGCGAACAAACCUACACUUCAGAGUUGAUAGAAAAAAUACAAAGAAACAUAGAAGACACGCUGUUUGAAAAUAAAAUAAUCUCCCG
Messenger RNA from Galendromus occidentalis (western predatory mite), 1082 nucleotides. RefSeq names its product glutathione S-transferase 1-1. The coding region runs from base 138 to 860 and encodes 240 amino acids. Lineage: Eukaryota; Metazoa; Arthropoda; Arachnida; Mesostigmata; Phytoseiidae. The transcript has 8 exons. The record is from RefSeq and is a predicted model, not a curated record. Gene Ontology annotation, biological process: glutathione metabolic process. Gene Ontology annotation, molecular function: glutathione transferase activity.